Messenger RNA from Rhodamnia argentea, 1840 nucleotides. RefSeq names its product transcription factor MYB35. Lineage: Eukaryota; Viridiplantae; Streptophyta; Magnoliopsida; Myrtales; Myrtaceae. The transcript has 3 exons. The record is from RefSeq and is a predicted model, not a curated record. The coding region runs from base 282 to 1358 and encodes 358 amino acids.
GCCAAAAAAGGGUUUUGGUGUGUGCUCUCUGCAUCUGCAUCUGCAUCUUGGAGAGAGAGAGAGAGAGAGGGGCAUUAGAAAGUGAUGUCAUACGACGAGUCGUUUUAAAUGAAUUUGCUCCAUACACAGACAUGCAAAUGGGGUUUAGCUGGGCGAGGCCAAUUCCAUGCAUUCCUCGCCUCCACAUUUCUUAAACCUUCUUCCUCUUCUCCCUUCUCUCUCCAUCACUCACAUUCCUCAUAUUCAUCUUCUCUGAUCUCUCUCUCUGGGUGUCAGCCGCCAUGAAGAGACCUCCGUGCUGCGACAAGUUGAACGUGAAGAGAGGCCUCUGGACGGCCGAAGAAGAUGCGAAGAUCCUCGCAUACGUGUCGACUCACGGGACUGGCAACUGGACUUUGGUUCCUAAGAAAGCUGGGUUGAACAGAUGCGGAAAGAGCUGUAGGCUUCGGUGGACUAAUUAUCUGAGGCCUGACCUUAAGCAUGAUGGCUUUUCCCCUGAAGAAGAAGAUCUCAUCAUCAACCUCCACAAAAUCUUUGGAAGCAGAUGGUCUCUAAUUGCUAAACAUCUGCCCGGAAGAACAGACAACGAUGUCAAGAACUACUGGAACACCAAGCUCAAGAAGAAGCUCCAAAAGAUGGGAAUUGAUCCUCUAACCCACAAGCCUUUCUCUCAGAUCUUCUCCGACUUUGAGAGCAUGAGCGGCCGCCCAAACGCCCGGCAUCACCAAAUCUUGCCUGCGCCGUCAUGCUUGACUCAGGUCCCUGCAGGCUCCGACUCUCGCGUGGAUUUGAUCAUGAAGCCCGUGAUGGAGCAAGUUCAUGAGAAUUUCACCGCCGAAAAUCACCUCUCGUGGCCUCAGUACCAGGUGAUAAACCAAGAAGUUAUGCAGCUGCAACAAUAUCAAUAUGUAUUGAGCGAGGUCACGUCUUCUUGUUCCUCCUCGUCCUCUCCUACUCUGACGCAACUUAACACGCAACAGUCAGAUGGUCCGCUGCUUCCUUCGCCCUUUAUUGCCUGGACCGGCGAUUCGAUUUCGCAUCAGCCAUUUCCCACUGGCAAUGUCUUGCAGAAGUGCGAAGGAGACUUGCAGGACAUAGUGUCUUCAUCAUCCAUCGACUAUGCGAGCGAUAUGGCAAAACAAGCACUCCCCAACACGCCUGUUGAUACAAUGGCUUGUGAAAAUGAAGCGAAAUGGGGCAAACCCGGAUAUUUGUGCGAGGGAGCGCAAGCAUUGGAAAGCCAUUUCGGGCAGGGUUCAUCCUGUUUCGGCUCUUUCACGGAUGCUAUCUUGGCCAUGGACAGCAAGAUGAGGUCGGAGUUAUUUCCAGAAUUUUUAGAUGGACUUCUAGAUUACUGAUGAAACCCCUUAUGCUGUUCGGUGGUGGUGGUGGUGGUAUAGAUUAGUAUGCGUGAAUGACAAUAGUUUCUUAUCGUUAGGGAAGUCUGGCGAGAAGUUUGUCACUGGUUUGCUAAUGUUUAUUACAUCACCGUAGUUAAUAACAUGUCAUGCUUUCCCGUGCUAUCAAAUUUCGUUUUAAGAGCCAGACCAACUCUAAGCAACCCCAUUGGCCUAAGCACUUUAGCUCAUAAUGACAUAAUGGCCAAGUUAGAAAGCCGAAAAAGAGACGCCACCGUGUGAUUGAGCUCUUGGGACCUAGGAGAGAGCAUCAGAGAAUUGUUAUAUGGCUCGGCCGGAAAGACAUUUGCAUGGGAGGUCGUGGUAUCAACGCUGAACCGGGUCAAUCACACACCUCAAUUCUCGACAAGGAUAUUGUAGAGCAAGUCUUCAGAGAAGCAUCGAAUCCGAAUAAAGCAAUCAAGGAGCCCGAUGUGCUCUGG